AUGGCCCGCGAGAAGAAGGAGCCGCGUGUCAAGAAGGAGCGACAGGGCAAGAAAGAGACGCGUAAGAAAGCGGCCGAGGACAAGAAAAAGGCCGACAAGGCCGAAGCGCUGGACAACAUGUCGCAUGCCGACCGCCUGGCCGAAGAGGGAAUCAUUGCCACGUGCUCGCACAACGUGCGCUCGGUGCACAAGAACUUUAAGGACAUUAACGUGCUGAACUUUAGCAUCACGUACUUUGGCAAAGUGUUGAUGGAAGAGUGCGACAUUUCGCUCAAUUACGGCCGUCGCUACGGUCUCAUUGGUCGCAAUGGUUCGGGUAAAUCCACGUUCAUGAACGUGCUGGGAGCCCGCGGCAUCCCCAUUCCCGACAGUAUCGACAUUUAUCACCUCAAGCACGAGAUUGAAGCCAGUGACAUGACGGCUUUGGAAGCCGUGCUGUCCGUGGACGAGGAACGGAGCAAGCUCCAGGCUGAAGCAGACGAGCUGUCGGAGCAAAUGACGGACGAGUCUCUGGCUGAAGAAGACAGUGAAGUGAUCUCGGAUCGUCUGACGGACUUGUACGAGCGUCUGGACGACAUGGACGCGGCCACAGCCGAAGUCCGAGCUCGUCAGAUUCUCUCGGGUCUGACGUUUUCCGAUGCGAUGAUGGACAAGAAGACGAAGGAGUUUUCGGGUGGAUGGCGGAUGCGCAUUGCGCUCGCCCGUGCGCUGUUUAUCCAGCCGACGUUACUGCUGCUUGAUGAACCGACGAACCACUUGGACAUGGAAGCUGUUGUCUGGCUCGAAGAUUACCUGUCCAAGUGGAAGAAGAUUCUGCUGAUGAUUUCGCACUCGCAGGAAUUUAUGAAUGAAGUGUGCACGAACAUUAUCGAUCUCACGAACAAGAAACUCGAGUACUAUAAUGGUAACUACGACACGUACAUCCGAACCAAGUCGGAAAAGGAGGAAAACCAGAUGAAGCGCUACAACUGGGAGCAAGACCAGAUUAAGCACAUGAAGGAGUACAUUGCCAAGUUUGGUCACGGCUCUGCAAAGCUCGCGCGUCAAGCUCAGAGUAAGGAGAAAACACUGGCGAAGAUGGUGCGCGAUGGGCUGACGGAGAAGGUCGAGCAAGAGUCGAUUGGAGACUUUAAGUUUCCCAAUCCAGAGCCAUUGCCGCCUCCAGUGCUGAUGUUCCAGAAUGUAUCGUUUGGCUACCCGAACACCCCGCUGCUGUACUCUGGUGUGGAGAUGGGCUUGGACCUGGACUCGCGUGUUGCCCUUGUUGGUGCGAAUGGUACGGGCAAGACGACGCUGCUGAAAUUGAUUACGGGAGACCUUGUCCCGGUUGCAGGCAAUGUUCGGCCACACAGCAAGCUGCGUAUCGCGCGGUUCAGUCAGCACUUUGUCGAUGUGCUAGACCUGACCCAAACACCGCUCGAGUACUUCCGGUCGCUGUUCCAGACCAAGUCAAUGGAGGAGGUGCGCAGCUACUUGGGUCGCUAUGGUAUCACUGGUGACGUGCAGACACAGAUCAUGGGCCAGCUAUCUGAUGGGCAGAAGAGUCGCGUCGUGUUUGCGUACAUGGCUCAACAGAAUGCCCACAUGUUGUUGCUGGAUGAGCCCACGAAUCACUUAGAUAUGGAGUCUAUUGAUGCAUUGGCUCGUGCAAUCAACAACUUUGGCGGCGGCAUGCUGCUUGUGAGUCACGACAUGCGCUUGAUUUCGCAAGUUGCUAAGGAGAUUUGGCUCGUGGAAAAUCAGUCCAUUAAAGUGUACCAAGGCGAGAUUUCGGACUUCAAGAUGCGUGUGCGCAAGCAGCUCAAGCUGGCAGACAAGCCCGUCGUGUCUGUCGGUGAGUAG
Molecule: messenger RNA, 1842 nt
Organism: Peronospora matthiolae
Lineage: Eukaryota; Oomycota; Peronosporomycetes; Peronosporales; Peronosporaceae
Source: the annotation of a GenBank genome assembly